Cottoperca gobio is the source of this 1214-nucleotide messenger RNA. RefSeq names its product coiled-coil domain-containing protein 39-like. Lineage: Eukaryota; Metazoa; Chordata; Actinopteri; Perciformes; Bovichtidae. The transcript has 6 exons. The coding region runs from base 248 to 820 and encodes 190 amino acids. Gene Ontology annotation, cellular component: axoneme. Gene Ontology annotation, biological process: cilium-dependent cell motility; inner dynein arm assembly; epithelial cilium movement involved in determination of left/right asymmetry. The record is from RefSeq and is a predicted model, not a curated record.
ACAGUCUGGAUGCUAAAAUCCGCAAGAUGGAGCUGGAAAACAGAGCUCUGGAGAACACCAUUCAGUUGUUCAACAACAGUAACUCAACAUUUCGCAAAUCCCUCAACAAAGUCAAUGAAUCCAGUACGUGUGACCAGGUCCAGAGUACAAGGAAAGACUGAAGCUGGGAGAGCAGCUAAGGGCGGCUGAAGAGAAGCUGAAGUACAAGAAAAGACAAGUCCAAGAGCUCCAGCAGGACUUACAGGACAUGAACAAUACCUUGGAGAGUCUGCUGCAUGACGAGCAGGUGGAGAAACACAAAAUAGAGCACAAACAGUCGCUCAUCAGUAAACUGAACAAAGAGAUCUCUUCACAGCAGGAGAAGGUUGUCAGAGCCACAAAGCAGUGCUCGAAGCUGACAAAAGAGAUCCGCUCAGCAAAAAGCACCAACACCGAGACUUUUGAGGAGAAGGACAUUAAGCUGAGGGAGCUGAAAGAAUUCAAUAAGAGUAUCAACAAGAUGCUGAAUGAAACCAUGGAGGACAAACCUGACCUCAGAUCAGUGUUGGAGAAAUACUUCCUGCAGGCCAAUCUGUCUCUUCCUUCUCCGUCUUCCACUCCUUCCAGCCAUCGGAGCUCCAAUAUGAGCUCUGCCCGCAGCUCUGCCUCUCUUAGGUCUCCUGCGUCCUCAGCCAGCAGCAGCCCCAGGGCGUCUGCCCUUCACUCCCCCGUGCUGAAGACUGUGGAACUGGGCUUGGAUCUGACCGUGACCUCCCCUCCUCUCACCACCUCCAGACGUUCUAGCUCUGCGAGCAGCAGCAGAAAGUUGAAGAACCCAUAGUGUUUAUUAUCAUUCUUUAGUUACUGCUGUGAAUAGAGAGCAAGAGACAGAGCAUUACACUAUAUAGUUAUAUAGCUGCACAGAACAACUGUCUCAUCAAUUCUGAAAGUGGCAUAAUUUUAAUGCAUCAAUAAAUCUGUUAUGUGUGUUAUGUGUAAACUUUGUUCUUUUGACUUUGUGGUUAUUAUAUUUAUUCAUGUAUAUCUAAAAACUAGAUGCGCCCACGAUGUGUUGACGGACUUUUUAUUUUAAAAAAGAAACAUGAUUCUUGUUUUUCUUCCUGUUUUUGUUUUUAUGUUAAACAUUUUUUAAAUAAAAGUAGCGGACAAAGCUUGGAACUACUGUUUGCGCACAUCAGAGAUUGCAGAAGCAUUAAACUAAAUAUUUCAUUUGG